AUGAUGUUUUGGUUGUUUUCUAUACUCGGUGUGGCUGCUGCCUUUAAUAACCCACCAGGGGUAGAUAUCUGGUGUGGUAAGGCAUAUUAUCCUACCAAUGCCUCGUUUGAACCGGGGGGUUGGCUGGAUAGUCCCGCUCUAUCUACUGUGCCAUUGCUUGAUCUAAAGGUUCGGCCGCGCAUGAGUUUGUAUACAGCGUCCGAUGAAAAGGGGUCUUUCAUCAUUGAUGCAGGGAUCUCAUACAUCAAUGGAGAACCCUUGGGCAGUGACACCGUUACUGGAGAACUUGGACCUCAAUCCUUAGAGAUCUCGAUUUCUAUCGAGGGAAGCCAAUUGACCGUGCACCACACAGUGCCUCUCAAUUCAUCCUCGACAGAAGUGGAAUUUCCCCUACUACAUCUCCCCCCCUCGCUUCGAGUCGUACAAUAUGGUGGCAGUGUCACAAAAGUGGACAGUCUCUACGGCGGACUCUCUGUCCAAAAUCAAACCAACCCGUCAGUCUGGACGCCGCUGCUUCCAUACUCUUACUACGUCAGCUGGGACGGCUGGCUCGAGAAAUCCUUAGACAAUGUCCAGAAAUUCAAAGACGAUGGCUACAACAUCAUCCACAUCGUCCCGAACGCAGGCCUGGCUAAUGAAGCAUUCAACUUCACCGAGCUGAGCCUCUUCCUAGACAAAAUGGACGAAGUCGGUCUAUGGCUUAUGUACGACAUGCGCUGGACAUACAAGAAUCUUACCUCCGUCCGCGAGCAGGUAGAUAUCCUUAAAGACCAUAAGAGCAUGUUACUGUGGUACACAGGCGAUGAGCCAGAUGGACAAGGUGAUCCACUGAAUGCCACACGGAUCACAUACGACCUUCUCAAGUCGAUAGAUCCCUACCAUCCCGUCUCCCUGUGCCUGAACUGCUACAACUUUUAUUUCGAGGAGUAUUCCUCCGGAGCAGAUAUCAUUCUUUCGGAUGUGUAUCCCAUAGCCGUGAACACGAGCUGGUCGACUGUUUACGAGACGCCAUGUAAUACUACCUACGGGUGCUGUGGAUGUGAUGAUUGCGAAGGUAGUGUGGAAGACAUAUCGGUUCGGCUGGAUAAGUUUGCAGAGUAUCAGACCUGGCUUGGAGCAAGUCCUAAGCCCUUCUGGGGUGUUCCGAUGGCUUUCGGAAAUGAGACUUUUUGGACUCGGUAUCCGACUGCAGCGGAGGAGGUUACUAUGACGAUGCUUAGUUUGAAUCAUAAUGCGAAGGGCAUUGUGAUGUGGGACUGGCCGACUACUACCGAGUUGGCUAAUGUGACGAGUGCGCUUAGUCGGGUUCUUGCUGGGGAUGAAGUUACUGGGUUCUUGUUGGGUUCGCCUACGGUUUCGUUGCAGGCUAAGGGGCAUUCGAAGAUGGAUGUUGCGGGGUGGACGCUUGGGGAUCGUAUGUUGGUUAGUAUUUUGUCGUUGCAGACUCCUUCUUGGUCGUCGUCCGUGACUGUGGAGCUACCGGAGAGGGCUCAAUCGGUUACUCAGGUUCUCUGGGGCUCUGGGGAGUGGAAGCUAGUCGAUGGGCAUCUGGUUAAGAAGGGUGGAAACGGUUUAGAGACUGACCUGGUAGUUGUUGAGCUUGCCUCUAGAUAG
Penicillium pulvis is the source of this 1614-nucleotide messenger RNA. RefSeq lists its product as uncharacterized. Lineage: Eukaryota; Fungi; Ascomycota; Eurotiomycetes; Eurotiales; Aspergillaceae. The coding region runs from base 1 to 1614 and encodes 537 amino acids. The transcript has 3 exons. The record is from RefSeq and is a predicted model, not a curated record.